AUGGGCGGCGCGGCGAGCCGGCACGUGCGCGUGGUGGAGGACGCGGCGCUGUGGUACGCGUGCGCGGGGCCGCUGGUGACGGUGCCGGCCGUGGGGUCGCUGGUGGUGUAUUUCCCGCAGGGCCACGUGGAGCAACAGCAGCGCCUCGCGCAGCGCGACCCACCGCCGCCGACCGAAUCGGAGUCGCCGCCGCCCUCGCCGCCGUCGGGGCUGUCAUCGCCGAUCGCCAUCUCCACGUCAGAAUCGCAGUCGCAGUCGCGCAACAGCGGCGACGACUCGCCAUGCCCGUCGCAUGGCAACAGCGGGUUGAGCCAAUCGCCCAGCCAAUCAGACUCGAGCGGCUGCACUCUCCCCAGAGGCCGUGCGUCCGCUUCCCCCCCUUCCGCCGGCCAAUGCGCGCAAAGCAGCGGCAGUCUUGGCGCAACGGAGGGCGCGCAGGCGAAGAGACAGCAGCUGCCGCCGAGCCACAUCUUCUGCCGCCUGACGGCCGUCGCGCUUCAGGCGGACGAGCGCACGCACGAGCUCAUGGUGCGCUUCGAGCUGCAGCCCGUAGACGAGGCGGAAGCAGUGAAGGCGCAGGCAGCCGCCAGCCAGGAGGCGCGCAGGGCAGGCGCAGCGGGGAGGAGACGGGGGCGCGAGGGGGAGAAGGCGGACGCGCAAGAGGAGCAGAGCGAGGAGGGCAGCAUGGACACAGACGGCGGACACGCGCAGGCAGCACGGCCAGGAGGGCUGCAGGCGCAGGCGGUGCAGGCGGGGGUGCACACGCACAUGGGCGCGCAUGCGCGGCUGCACAUGUGCUGCAAGCGCCUCUCCACCAGCGACGCCGCGCCCCACGGUGGCUUCUUCAUCCCGCGCAAGGCUGCUGAGUCCCUCUUCCCCGCCCUCGACGCCAAUGAGGAGGGGCCAUGUCAGCAGCUGGUGGCGUCAGACGUGUUCGGCCGCGAGUGGAACUUCCGCCACGUGUACCGCGGGUCGCCGCGCCGCCAUCUGCUCACGGCGGGGUGGAGCGCCCUCUGCGCCUCCUGGGGGCUCGCAGCGUCCGACCGCAUCGUCUUCCUCAGGGCGGGCAACGGGGCACUCAAGGUGGGCGCGAGGCGCAGCGAGGCCGUGCUGGCAGCGCAGCACAGGCGGCAGAGGGAGCGGGAGAGAGGGCACGGGGCAACAGACUCUGCAAGCAGUGCGGGCGCAGCCAAGGAGGGGCCGAGCAACUCGGGUGCACACACCACAGGAGCAGCAGCAGGCAGCAGAGGUGGUGGUGGUGCUGCGGCGACGACGGUGACGGCGAGUGAGGUGUUGGAGUGGGCGGCGCACUGCCACGGCGUCAAGAGGGCCUUCUCCGUCGUCUACCACCCCUGGUAUCCCCCCCUCCCUCCUCCCUCCUCCCUCUUCCCUCCUCCCUCCUCCCACCUCCCACAUCCCCCCCUGCUCCCCUCCCCUUGCUCCCCGCCCUUUGUGCUGCCCCUCGGCGCCUUCUGUGCAGCGCUGCGGCUAAAGCAGCGCCUCACAGCAGCCAGCGAGGUGCGCAUGGCGUUUGAAACCGACGAGCUGUCCACGCACCGCCUGCGCGGCACCGUGACAGACGUGCACCGCCCGGCCAGCGGCGUGUGGCCGACGUCGCAGUGGCGCAGUGUGCGCGUGCGCUGGUUCGACUGCGACCCCUCCCUGCCCCGCCCCCCCCUCGUCUCCCCCUGGCACCUUGAUGACUCCCUCCCCUCCGCCCCCCGCGCCUCCCCCUGCUCCUCCUCGCUCUCCGCGCCCAUGUCCCUCUCCCUCUCCACCUCCUCCUCCCUCACCGCCUCCGCCCCUUUCCCUUCCUCCUCCUCUUUCCCCUCCUCCUCCUCCUCCCCCCUCCCCCCCACCUCCUUGUCUCCCCCCGCCCGCCCUCCUCCCCUCGUGACCCCCGACCCGCCCGCUCCAGCUUCAGGGAUUCCGCGUUACCACCUCUCUCCGCCUCUCCCCCGCUCCACACCUCCCCGUCCGCGCUCAUGCCGCCUCCCCCCUCCCCCACCACGCCCAGAAGCGCCUCGUCCGCCCCGCACCUCCCCUCCGCGCCCAACGCCCCAACGCCUCUGCGCCUGCCCCCCUCCGCGUCCCCCUGCCCGUCCCCCGCCGGGGGGAGGCGCAUCAGCCUGGCGGAGUGGCGCCAGUGGCGCGCGCUGCGCCCCUCGGCCUGCCAGGCUGUCUCUCGCCUCGCUGCUUCCACUCACUGCCUGCCACGUGGCAGCUGACUCAGCAGAGCAGCGGCCAGGGAAGAAGGCAAGGAGUGCCGUCCCUUGUGCCAGCUGGCAGAGUGGUGACGUGGAGGGGCGCGUGGAGGAGGGCGAGGAGGAGUGUGAGGAGCAAGAAAUGCGUGAUGCGGAGUGUGGGAAGGGAGGCGAGGAGGAGGAAAUGGUGGAGGCAGAGGAAAGAGAGGACGAAAAGGGAAGGGACGGGGAGGAGGGAGGUAAGGGAAAGGAGGGAGAGGGGGCAGAGCAAGGAGCAGAGGAGGGCAUGGCGGGUGGGCAGGGCCAUUCAUCGUUUGAAGUAGCGGCGGCAUCCCUGCUCGUGCUCAAGCAGGGGGGGCACCACACCGCUCCUGCAGCAGCAGCAGCAGCAGCAGCAGCAGCAGCGAUGGCUCCAGCAACCCCACCUGCUGCAACUCCAGCAGCAGUGCCUUCGGGUGCCUCAGGUGCCUCAGGUUGGUGCGACCCCCUCGCACUCUCCCUCACUCUCUCUGCCCCUCUUGCCCCACGCUCGCCACGUCAAUCUCAUUCACCAGAGCAGCCGCAGUUGGGGUUCGGUGGGACGGCAGGGCAACACGACAGGCAUAGCGUGGCACAACAGGUGGCAGAGCAGCCUAGAGCAAGGAGGGGAGCGGGCGAGUGGGGAGCAGCAGGGAGCGCAGUGCGGGAGCGGGAGGAGGUGCCUGCGACGCCAAGGCAGGGUGCAGAGGCCACGAGGGGAAUGGCGAUGGGCGGCUGUGAUGAAGACUUGGCGCCGCGCUGCACUGAGGGCCUUGCACCUCGCCCUGCUCCCUCUGCUCUUCCCCCUGCUGCUGCUGCUGCUGCUGCUGCCAGUCCGGCGUGUGAGGCAUUGCAGCCAAGCUGCCAUGCUGCCUCCACUGCUGCCGGGCAGUCUCGGCGCGUCAAAGUGGAGGGAAGCCCAGUGAUGCGCACGGUGGGUCUGAGUGGCAUCGGCAGCUUCCAAUCGCUGUACGCCACGUGUGCAGCCAUGCUGCAGCUGCCUCUGCAGCAGCCUGGGCAGCCGUCAGAGGGUGCCACGUGUCCCUGGCAGCUCACCUACACCGAUGCCGACGGCGACACGCUUCUCGUCGGGGACGGGCCCUGGAGGUCAGCAACCCCUCUUCACCGCCUUCCUCCCGCUCUCUCACUGCAUCUCAUCCCUCCCUUUCCCUCUCUUCCUCUCGUUCUCUCCCUCUCGUUCUUCCUCUCACUCCCUCUUCUUCCCUCUGGUGCUCCUUUACUUGCUGCAUCUCUGUCUUUUGCUCGUGUCCUGCCUCCUGUCUCAGCCCUGUGA
Molecule: messenger RNA, 3516 nt
Organism: Closterium sp. Naga37s-1
Lineage: Eukaryota; Viridiplantae; Streptophyta; Zygnematophyceae; Desmidiales; Closteriaceae
Source: the annotation of a GenBank genome assembly